UAAAUUUCUUCCCCCAGCGGGUUUCCCACACCCGCUGCUCCCCGCAUAGAAAGCCCGUGUGCGUCUGCGCCGCGUAAACGCAGCCAGCAAUCCGCUGGCUCAUGUCCCCGCUUCUUUUUUUUUCACUCCAGCAGCUGAUUCACGAAAAAUUACACAAUUCCGUUGCGUGUGUUGGGCGGGAUCCUUCCACUGAGCUUGGCGGGGCGAGUGCGACGCUCGCUGAAAAAAUCACAGGCCCCUAUAGGCGUGGUUUUGGAUGGAGAUGCUCCGUCUGCUCCCGCUGGGAUACCCACCUGCCAGCUGGUGUUGUCUCGAGCUCGUGCAACCACAGGCGCGCGUUUGAUUAGAUUUAACAUUUGGAUCGAGGUGUGUAGGUUUGUUCUCUAAGGGGGGGUGAAGUGUGGAGUAGUUGCGGCGCUGUGGACGCACGGGGCGCACGGUUUAAUCACCUCCAGAGAGGCGGCGGUGGCGCACGGCGCUUGGAGAUAAACACGAGCGGACAACGCGUCGCUUUGGCCUCCAGGCACCAAGAGAAGCAGCAGAGACACAGGCAGCAGCGGCGGCAGCAGCAGCAGCAGCAGCGGCGGUGGUGGUGGUGGUGCUGGUGGAAGAAGGAACCAGAGCCGAGACCCCUGGUUCUGGCGCACGGCUGUCGUUCGUGCCCGCAGCGCCCCGCAAGGAUGGAAAACACACGCAGGAUGCGCAGGAGAUCGCCCCUGCUCGGUUUACUGGUGCUGGCGUGUGUUCUACUCGUGGCGGAGAGUAAGAAACCCAAACAGCCGCGCUGCCCCUCAUCGUGCACAUGCACCAAAGAUAACGCGCUGUGCGAGAGCGCAGGACUGAUCCCUCGCAGCUUCCCCCUGGAUGUCAUAUCUCUAUCAUUCGUCAAGUCUGAAUUCACCGAGAUCCCGAAGGAGAGCUUCAUACACACGCCUGCCCUGCACCUCCUCCUCUUUACAGCCAAUAACCUGGAAUCUAUAAACGAGGACGCCUUCCUCGGUCUUCCUCAUCUGGAGUAUCUGUUCAUCGAAAACAACCAGAUCAAGUCGAUAUCGCCACACGCUUUCCGGGGACUGAAAACCUUAGUGCACCUGAGUCUGGCCUACAACAAUCUGGACACUCUGCCUAAAGAUUUGUUCAAGGGUCUUGAGGCCUUGACUAAAGUAGACCUGCGGGGGAACCAGUUCACCUGUGACUGUAAGCUCAAGUGGCUGGUGGAGUGGAUUUACAGCACCAACGCCACAGUGGAUCAGAUUUACUGCAAAGGCCCGGCCUCACAGCUGGACAAGAAGAUCAACGAUCUGGUGGCGCAGUCGUUCGACUGCAUCACCACAGAGUUUGCCUCCUACCAGUCCCUGAAGUUUGAGUCCAUAUCGGUGGAGGCCUUUUCCUUUGGGAACGAUCAGUAUGUGGUGUUUGCUCAGCCCUUUAUCGGGAAAUGCAGCUUUCUGGAGUGGGACCACGUGGAGAUGGUCUUCAGGAACUACGAUGACAUUGACAGCACUUCCACAGUGAUCUGCAAGCCUCUGGUUAUCGACAACCAGCUCUUCGUCAUCGUGGCUCAGCUGUUCGGUGGCUCACACAUCUACAAACGCGACACCUCCGCCAACAAAUUCAUCAAGCUCCAAGGCAUCGACAUCCUCAGAAUCCGCAAACCGAACGACGUUGAGACUUUCCGCAUCGACGGAGAAUCUUUCUUCGUCAUAGCGGACAGCUCCAAGGCCGGUUCCACCACCAUCUACAAGUGGAACGGCAACGGCUUCUACUCCCACCAGUCGCUCCAUCCGUGGUACCGGGACACCGAUGUGGAGUUCAUGGAGAUCUCCUCCAAGCCUCACCUGAUCCUGUCCAGCAGCUCCCAGAGGCCUGUCAUCUACCAGUGGAACAAAAGCACCAAGCUGUUUGACCGGCGCACGGACAUCCCGGAGAUGGAGGACGUCUACGCCGUGAAGCACUUCCAGGUCAAGUCCGACCUCUUCAUCUGCCUGACGCGCUUCAUCGGCGACUCCAAGGUGAUGCGCUGGGACGGGGCCCUCUUCCGAGAGCUGCAGACCAUGCCCUCUCGCGGCUCCAUGGUGUUCCAGCCCUUCGCCGUGGGCAGCUGGCAGUACGCCAUUCUGGGCAGUGAUUACUCGUUCACGCAGGUGUACCGCUGGGACACCAAGAAGGGCACGUUUGUCCAUUUCCAGGAGCUGAACAUCCAGGCGCCAAGAGCCUUCUCUCCAGUCUCCAUAGACAACCGGCAGUUCCUGCUGGCCUCCAGUUUCAAAGGGAAAACUCAGAUCUACGAGCACCUGGUUAUUGAUCUGAGCAAUUGAGUGAUUGUUUUUUUUUUUCUGGCUGAUUGAUAGAUUAUAGGUAACUUUAGUGGGGGUUUUUUGUGUUUAAAGAAGACUGUUGCAGCAGAUGCAGCUCUGAACAUCACUGAAAGUAACUAUCAGUUGAUCCUAACUUGAGAAAGGCAGGCAUUACUCUUUUUCUCUUUAAAAAAUCUUCCAUUGAAAUCAGUGCAUGGUAAAUGUAGACGCACGUGUCUCAACCAAAUGUAUUUGGCUGAGAUGCACGUUGAGUUCAAUGCAUGGAUCUCAAGUUAGGAUUAAAACCCGAGACAUCAAUGCAUGACCAGGGCCUCACUCAGGCCGUCCCUCAGAUUACAAAUGCAACAUCCAUCCUCAUUCAUCAUUUCAAUUCUACCGUUGGCCAGUAGCUUAUUUUGUUCAUGUUGGAUCAUCCAUGUGACUCAACAAAGUUUAUACAUUUGUAAUCUCAUAUAUUUAUCUACAGAGAGUAAUAAUGAAAUGGUACUUUUUAACCGAUUAACAUGUUCAACCGAACAAAUCUGCCAAAACUAAAUGUUUACAUUUUUCUCUUUCCACUUGUUCGCUAAAAAUAUUUGUAAAAAAUAAAUGAAGCUUUUGUAAGUUUGAGAGGGACCACGCCAGUUAGAUACACAUUUGUUCAGGAGAAUGAUUUAAAAUCUAUCUUUAUAAUUUGGAGAAUUUCAACAGAGAUGUAGUGUGAGAGUGACAUUUAUAUCAUUAACGCUUUGUAUAAUGUAGUAUUGAAAAGUAUUGAAAAAUGCAGUUUUUUUCAGAAUAACGUUUCGGGCAAACUUGGAACUAUUCUCGCACACUUACAAGGGACUGAAAUGAAAAACUGAGGAUAUUGUUCAUAACGCUUUACCUUCGACUAACAUGUUGGCAAAAUGCAUUUUAUUGUGUCAUGAUUAGGAUUUAAGUUAUUGACUAAUAUCAUGUCAUUUAGAGUCAAUAAAGGUUUACAUCACUAACUAUUG
Molecule: messenger RNA, 3295 nt
Organism: Hippoglossus stenolepis (Pacific halibut)
Lineage: Eukaryota; Metazoa; Chordata; Actinopteri; Pleuronectiformes; Pleuronectidae
Product: leucine-rich glioma-inactivated protein 1
Exons: 8
Coding region: 681-2318 (545 amino acids)
Biological process (GO): myelination
Molecular function (GO): protein binding
Source: RefSeq, a predicted model, not a curated record